Durio zibethinus is the source of this 1982-nucleotide messenger RNA. Its product is annotated as Zinc finger (CCCH-type) family protein. Gene Ontology annotation, molecular function: metal ion binding; mRNA binding. The record is from RefSeq and is a predicted model, not a curated record. NCBI's taxonomy places the organism in Eukaryota, Viridiplantae, Streptophyta, Magnoliopsida, Malvales, Malvaceae.
UAUUUUGGUACAUACUCGUGGUGCUUUACCAGUCGACGUCUCUCAACUUGUCUACUUGUGGAGAGUUUAACCAUUUUUCACUCUUUUCCAGGAAAAAAAAAAAAGGUGUUGAAAAUUCUUCUUUUUUGCUUUGUUGAUUCCUUCUCUUUAUGUUCUCUAAACAAAACCUAUCUCUAAAUCUUAGCAUCAGCAUUUCAUUACAAAUAUAAAAAUGUAUUUCUAUUUUUCCACUUUCAUUAUCCUUAAUAAAUAUAUACGCCUUGACUUUUUGUUUGAUUAUCUUGUGAUAUUUUAAGGUUGUAGAUCUAACUCAAAAUCUUUGAACUAACUUCUGUUUUCCUUUAUUUCUAUCUUUAUUUGAUCCGUUGUAGCUGUUUUCUUUCUUCUUGUUGUUGUCUUCCUUCAGAAAAGCUGAAACUUUUAUGUCAAAUUUAGUUUCUUUGGAUGUGUGAUCAGAUACCCAUUUCUCAAAUCAGUAAAAUCUCACUCUUUAACUUCAGUUUUAUCCAAUUCAUGUAAUUUAAUCUUCUGGGUAUAUCUCCUUCUUCAUGUUUUCUUACUAAAAUUAGGGUUUUGUUAAAAAAAAUUCCCCUUUUGGUCACCCCUUUUAGAAAGCAACAUGGAUUACAGUAGAGAAAAUGUAGUUCAUGUAAUUCCGACAAAUGGACCUGAUAAUUGGGUUCCAAAUUCGACUGACCCCUCAGUUUGGGCAACAGAAGAAGAUUACCGUGUUUGGAACAACCAAGAAACCUCCAGCGACACACCUUCGAACUCUAGCUACGACCAAAGACAUCCUCAAUCACGGUCCAAUUCCGAACAGCCACCAAACAAGAAAUCAAGAAAUUCCCAGGAAUUAAAUUCCAGGUCCAAAGCCAUAGGUAAAAUGUUUUUUAAGACCAAGCUUUGUUGCAAGUUCAGGGCUGGCACUUGCCCUUACAUUACAAACUGUAAUUUUGCUCAUAGCAUUGAAGAGCUUCGACGACCACCUCCUAAUUGGCAAGAAAUAGUUGCUGCUCAUGAAGAAGAGAAAGGGAUUUUGUCAGAGCCAAGAGAGGAAUAUCAGAUUCCUUCUUUGGGGUCUUCUAGUUUUACGGGGGAAACACAGAGGUCAUAUAAGGGAAGGCAUUGCAAGAAGUUUUAUACGGAGGAAGGGUGUCCUUAUGGUGAUAGCUGCACGUUUUUGCACGAUGAACAGUCGAAGAAUCGAGAGAGUGUAGCUAUAAGUUUGGGGCCUGGAGGAUAUGGUGGUGGCGCGGGAGGAGGAGGAGGAGGUGGUGGUGGUGGUAGCGGCGGCGGUGGUGGUGGUAAUGGGAAUGGAUCGAAUGCAAAGCCGUCUAAUUGGAAGACAAGGAUUUGUAAUAAGUGGGAACUUACUGGGUACUGCCCAUUUGGAAAUAAGUGUCAUUUUGCUCAUGGAGUUGCUGAAUUACACCGAUAUGGAGGGGGCCUUGUGGAUGUAGAAACUAAGGAUUCUUCUGCUACCCCUUCUGACACAAAGCAAGGGGGAGGAGUGCCUUCAAAAACUCCUGCUGAUACUGCAGCUGCAUCAGUCCCUUCAGUUCCACUUUCCGAUGUUUAUCAUCUUGGAGUUCCUUCACAGAGGACAUCUAUUGUACUCCAGAGACCAGGACAAAGAACUCUUCAGAAAUGGAAGGGUCCAGAUAAAAUCAGUCUGAUAUACGGUGACUGGAUUGAUGACAUUGAAUAAACUCUGUUCUUUCAAGUACUGAGGAAAAAAAAAAAAAACAGAGAAGAGAUGAGUGCUGAAAUUCUGGCUGGGAAAGUGAAUAGUUUAGAUAUAUUCCUAGGACAGUAGGGUCAUGUACCCUCAGCUUAUACUGGCUGGAAAUAUGACGCUUGUAUGACUGGCUGUAGAAUUUGUCCUUGUUAUCAAUUGCUGUAAGUUAUUAGAUGACCCUUUUUAAUCUGAAAACUGAAAAGAAAAUUAUACCACUUUGUUAAAGUUAUCAUUUUUGUUCUUA